GAAAUCGAAGACGAUGACGACGAUCAACAAAAUUUUAAUAAUAAUGAUUAUCAUGAUAGAGGGAUUGGUGAGUUGGAUGAAAUUGAUGAGUUAGAUGAAGAAGAGAUUGAUGAUGAAAUAAUUAAUAAUAGUUCCAUCAUACUUGUAAACAAAAAAUCAGCCACAAAUAAUGACGAUCAUAUAAAUAAAAGGAAACUCAAUAGUCGUAUAAAUUCAAGAUAUUCAACAACGACGACAUUGACAACACAAAGAAUUGCUAUUAAUUACGCAAAAUAUUUACAAGAAUUUGAUAAUUAUCCAAUUGAAAAUUAUGUUAGGUCAUGGUUAACAUCAUUAUCGUCAAAUCAUAAUGAUUUAAAUUUCUAUAAAAGAUUUUUUAUAAUAAAUCAAUAUCUUUCAAAGAUGUUGAUAAAAACAGCAGAAAAUUUACAAAUUUUGAAAAUUAGUCCCGAUUAUAACAAUUACGAAGACUUUACCAACAACAUCAACAAUAAAUCUAAUGCUAAUUAUAGUUCACAUAGUUAUAAUAAUUUUGCUACUAAUUAUAAUAAUCAUUUAGUCGAUUUCUCAUUAACAAAUGGCGCAAAAUACUCCUUCGGAAUUGAAAAAGUAACUUUAAAAAUCAGAUAUUAUAAAGAAGAAUUAAUUAGACCCAAGAUUGGUAUGGUUGACUUGGUCGCUUUAUUGAAAUUAUUAAAUAAUUGUAGGAAACUGAAGACUUUGGAAUUUGAUGGAUACUUUGAUCCAAAUAAAUUAUUAUCUGUUAACAAUAAUAUCAACAAUAUCAUCAAUAACGUUGAUGUCAAUAAUGGAAACUAUCAAUUUAAUUUCGAAAAAUUAAUUUUCAUGUCGGAUAUUUCAAGUCAAAAUCCAUUCAGUUCAACUAGAACAUAUAUUUUAUCAAGGUUAUUAAAAUGUGUUAAUAAAAAAUUAAAACAUCUUUAUUUAAGUGGCAUAACACAAGAAAUAUUAGAUGUGAUCUCGGAACAUAACACCGAAUUAGUGACAUUACACCUGAAAUUGAUUGAUUUAAAUAAUGUAACAUUGAAAAAAAUAUUAACGUCAACAUCAAAAACAUUGAAAGAAUUAUUUUUAGGUGACACACAUUUUGAUUUAUCAUAUAUUGAAUCAUUGAAUAAUAAUGAAAAAUUUAUUGUCGAGUUGGCUAGAUCUAUACCUGAAAAUGUUGAAACGUUGGGAAUAAAUUUUUGGAUGGAUACAAAAUACGUGAAAUUAUUUUUAUCGAAUUUAUCAAAUUUAUCAAAUUUACGGAAAAUAAUUUUAUGUAGAAAUAUCAUGAUCAAGGAUGAAGUAUUAAUUGAAAUUAAAGAUUUUAUUAAAGGGCAGAAGGAGCUGAGGGAAAAGAAAGGGGGAGAAGAAUUGUUGAUAAAUUUAAAAAAAUUAUAUUAUUUACCGGAGGAAUGGAUUAGAUUUAAUCAAAAAUUUAUUGGCUUUAGUCAAUCAGAAAUUGAAAAGGCUAAAGAAUUUAUUCCUAUAAUCAAGGAGUUUAAUCAAAGAAUUUAG
Entrophospora sp. SA101 is the source of this 1524-nucleotide messenger RNA. The record is from the annotation of a GenBank genome assembly. NCBI's taxonomy places the organism in Eukaryota, Fungi, Glomeromycota, Glomeromycetes, Entrophosporales, Entrophosporaceae.